AUGUUAUCAUGUGUUAAAAAGCCUCAAGAAUUCGAUGUUUCUGGUGAGGAAUUAAAUUGUGGUGGUCGUUCUUGUGCUCGGUGUCACAAGUGUCGUGAUUGGCAUUUUACUGGCAAUCAAGCCACCUGGAAUUGGCUAUGCAAUUACAAGAAUUGGCAACAAAAAGAUAAGAACCGUUGGCUCAAUGAUCGUAUUGAGAAGCUUUUUGAGAAGCGUGAUGGUGCCACAUGUCAUCAUAGUGUUGUUUAUUUUAGUGAUAGUAGUUAUGAUAGUCUUUUUGAUCAUUAUCUUAGUCAUGGUGGUCUUGAUCAUUAUGGUGGUCAUUAUAGUGGUUAUCAUCAUGAUUAUCAGGAAUGUUGGUUUGGGAUGUGA
Molecule: messenger RNA, 372 nt
Organism: Rotaria sordida
Lineage: Eukaryota; Metazoa; Rotifera; Eurotatoria; Philodinida; Philodinidae
Source: the annotation of a GenBank genome assembly